AAAGGCAACUGGGAAGAUGAAUUUAUCCUUUGUGGUGUAUAUUUUACCGCAUCGCAUCUAUCUUACUAAUAUAACUUUUUCCCACGUCGCAUUUUCUCUUCUCGCACAGCUUAAUGCAAAUGCAUAAAGAAAAAUAAUAACGAUUGAAGUUUCUCUACGCCAAGACUGUAAUUUGCAAUCACUCCCAUGAAUACAAACUAUAAAAUAUAAUUCUUGAAGUUCAACAAAUAUGUUCGUAAACAUGAGAAAUGAGAAAUUGACUUCAUUGGCAUGUAUAGAACGGAGAAUUUUCCAUUAAAGGACGCUUAGGAGCUUUCGGUACGUGAUGAUGAAUAUUUUGGUAUAAUUGGUGAAUUUGUGCAUGAAGUGUAUCCAAUGGUGCGGAUGUUGGAGACAAUUCUCACGAGAGCGAAAGAUUCACCCAGAUUACCAGUGAGGAUUGAUAAACAUCCAAUCCAUUUCCCCCACAACCCUCAUGACGCUGUCGCUUAUCGCUCUUAAUUAAUCAAGCUAACCCAAUUUUGUCCGCAAUUUUUUCAACUGCAAAUUUUUUAAUUAUUAAAUUAUAAGUUCAUGAGUCACGUAUAAUCAACCAUCCGGAGCCCCCAAAAAUUCUACCCUCUGGUGUGCUUAAUAUGAAAUAUUAAGAAAUUAUCUCUCUGGCCUCCCAAGUUGAGUCGAAUGGGAAAGAAUUCAGGGGGUGAAUUUACAUAAUUCAUUAGAGCUGGAGCAUGAAUUUUUUGGGGGUAUCUAAUGCUGUGUUCCCUCCACUCUCUCUCUCAAUUAAGACAAUUAGAAGGUAAUUAAACCCCUUGGCACUUCGCACUCAACGAAAUCCACUGUGACUUGUGGAUUUUUGCCCAGUCAGACACAAAGUAUCCUCGCGCAACCUCAUGCGGCGCUGAACAAUGAGAUAGAGUGAAGUGAAUGGAUAGAGGAGGACUGAGCCGGAGAGAAGUUAUGCGGCGGCCGGCCAGGCGAUCGCAUAUUCGUGAGCCGAGACAGUGGCCGUUGGGAGAGUGUUUGGCAGUGUGAAGCGGCGUCCAGGAGCGUCGCCAUGAGGCGACGACGAGUGACGCUGCUUCUGCUUGAGUUGAUCCUGGCGGUGGCCUUGGCCGCGGCCCGCGGCCCCCCGCCGCCCAUCCUGCGGCCGCGCGAGGGCGACCCCUUCGACAGCCUGCCGAAGAGCUUCUGGCAGGAGUUCUCGUCGCCCUUCACGGACUCCCCGGACGGCGGCGACACGGACGACAGCGCGGAGUCGCUGGAGACCACCACGCGCGAGCCGCAGCCCUUCUUCGAGGAGCCCGCGGCCGCGGCCAACGUCACCACGCAGCUCGGCAGCCACGUGCAUCUGCACUGCCGCGUGAACGACCUGCGGGAGAAAACGGUCUCGUGGGUGCGCCGGAAAGAGGACCAGCUGCAGCUCAUCACCUUCGGCCGCCACACCUACAGCAGCGACUCGCGCUACCAGCUCGAGUACCUGGCGCCCAACGACUGGCAGCUCCUCAUCCAGUUCGCCAACGAGCGCGACGAGGGCCACUACGAGUGCCAGGUGUCCUCGCACCCGCCGCUCGUCUUCCUCGUGCACCUCACCGUCGUGGUGCCGCGCGUCGAGAUCGUGGACGAGCGCGGCGGCGCCGGCGCCGACAAGUUCUACAAGGCGGGCAGCACGAUCGAGCUCAAGUGCGUGAUCAGCAAGGUGCCGCAGCCCACGACCUACGUCACGUGGAAGCACGGCCAGCGGAUGCUCAACUACGACACCAGCCGCGGCGGCAUCAGCGUCAAGACUGACCUGAAGCCCGGCGGAGCUGUGAGCCGACUCUACAUCGCCAACGCCAAUCGAUACGAUUCCGGCAACUACACCUGCUCACUGGCCGACGUCGCCGCGACCACAGUCACCGUCCACGUGCUCAAUGGUGAGAAUCCCGCCGCAAUGCAACAUGGAGGAUCUUCGAGAUGGAAUCCAAUUGCUUGGGCAACAAUCUUCUCCUCCGUCUCCCACUUCCUUGUCCAUUGCCGGUGAUCUUGGACGAUCUCAGUGGUCACGUUAGCUUGUGCUCUGAAUAUUGGCAACAUGAAAUCAAAUGCUGUAAGCACUGGAUGGUAAAUGAACCGCAAAAUUGUAAGUGAAACAUCCUACAAAAUGCUGCAAAAGGAUUUCUCAUGAAUUAUUUCAAAUUUACCUCCCACAAUGAAUAGCAAAGAGCAAGAAGCUUCUGGAUAUCUCAUAAAUUUUCUAUGAGAUAUAUAUACACACAUAUAUAUAUAUUGGGAGUAUGGAAUUUUGGGGGGGGGGAGGUGAAAAAGAAGAGAAAACAUGAGAAACUAAUAACGAAUAUCAAACUUUUUUCACUUAAAAGACAAUUUUUUCGUACCUUUUAGGUAGAUUGAAUUAUGUAAGGUAGCAAAAAAAAAAGAGUGAGAAUUUCCUAUGUAAAUAGAAAAGUAAAUGGUGAAAUUCUUUGGUCUGUGAGAGAGAGUAAAAUCAAAUAUAAUAUGACAGAUAAAAAAUAACUCUAUUUCAGAGCAUUUCUUUAUGUGGUAGAGCAGACAAAGUGUGACAAGUUUCAUAGUGUGUUAAAGUCUAAGGAGAAAAGGAGGAUGUUGAAAAGUAACUACAUAUAUUCCCUCGACAUAUGAUAGGUUAAUUUGUAUGUAAGACACAUGAAUAAAUGACAAACUUGCAUAUUGAGG
Molecule: messenger RNA, 2694 nt
Organism: Phlebotomus argentipes
Lineage: Eukaryota; Metazoa; Arthropoda; Insecta; Diptera; Psychodidae
Product: fibroblast growth factor receptor 3-like
Exons: 5
Coding region: 1058-2023 (321 amino acids)
Biological process (GO): synapse organization
Cellular component (GO): neuron projection membrane
Source: RefSeq, a predicted model, not a curated record